Messenger RNA from Pseudoliparis swirei, 2671 nucleotides. It is a transcript of the gene bbs4, whose product is annotated as Bardet-Biedl syndrome 4. Lineage: Eukaryota; Metazoa; Chordata; Actinopteri; Perciformes; Liparidae. The record is from RefSeq and is a predicted model, not a curated record. The transcript is spliced from 15 exons. The coding region runs from base 584 to 2011 and encodes 475 amino acids. Gene Ontology annotation, molecular function: protein binding. Gene Ontology annotation, biological process: protein localization to cilium; cilium assembly. Gene Ontology annotation, cellular component: ciliary basal body.
CCACAUUGCAUUGCGUCCUAUAUUUAGACUCAGAGGAAGGUAGCAGGUGUAAAAUAACAGGAUUACCAGAAUCACAAUUUGCAUGAAUUUGGAAUUACGUUUGCCUCCACGUGAAAUGAAAUAUGUUACUCCGGCGGGAGGGAGAGUCGGAGCAUUGUGGCGGUGUUCUUGGGGGCUAGCUAACCCUUUGUAAUGCUGGCUUUGUGUCGGGCUGCUCAUUCCUCCAGGCUUUCAGCCCGUCUCCGUACCUUUUCUCUCUGUUCCGUCGCAAGCACCUGGCUCGCGAGAUACAUUGUUGCCCUGGCAACCGGGGAAUAUCGCAACUCGUCGAGACAAAAAAGCAGUAAAGUCAAAUAAAAUAAAAACCCAUGUGCUUACAAGGUGACAUUUACAGCACGGCUGGUGAAUAGAUUACACUUUGGCUUUUUUGGAGGGUUGACGUGUUAACGUCUCUGUUGCUGUCGGAUCAAAGGGCCCGCCGGCGACUCCAGAGCGAGAAGCUCCAGAGCUUCCCAUUGUGGAGAGGAUAAACUGGCUGAUCCACCAUCACUACAUCCGUAAGGACUAUGACACCUGCAAGGCGAUGAUCAAAGAACAGCUGCAGGAGACUAACGGAAUGUGUGAAUAUGCCAUAUAUGUUCAAGCAUUAAUCAUGCGCCUCGAGGGCAAGAUCCAACCGUCCCUGGAGCUGUUUCAGAGCUGUGUCAUCCUGAAUCCCAGCAGCGCUGACAACCUCAAGCAGGUGGCCAGAUCGCUAUUUCUCCUGGGAAAGCACAAAGCAGCUAUUGAGUUCUACCACGAAGCUGCGGGGCUCAACGAGAAAGACUGGGAGAUCAGUCAUAAUCUGGGGUUGUGCUAUUUCUUCAUCAAAGACUUCAAGCGUGCUGAGGAGCAUCUAAACAUAGCUCUCCGGAUUAAUAAACACGACAAGACGUUUAUGAUGCUCGGGAAGGUUCAUCUGCAGGCUGGAGAAACCGACAAGGCCAUCGAAGUGUACAGGACGGCCGUGGAAUUCUCUCCAGAGAAUACUGAACUCUUGUCUACUCUCGGGCUGCUGUUUUUACAGCUUGGGAAAUACCAAAAAGCAUUUGAGCACCUUGGAAAUGCCCUCACGUUUGACCCCAACAAUUAUAAGGCCAUCCUGGCUGCGGGCAGCAUGAUGCAGACCCACGGCGACUUUGAUGUGGCCAUGAACAAGUACAGAGUGGCGGCCUGCGCCGUGCCAGAGAGCCCGCCCCUCUGGAACAACAUCGGCAUGUGUUUCUUCGGGAAAAAGAAGUAUGUGGCGGCCAUCAGCUGCCUGAAGCGAGCCCACUACAUGUCUCCCUUUGACUGGAAGGUGUUGUACAACCUGGGUCUGGUUCACCUGACCAUGCAGCAGUACGCCUCUGCCUUCCACUUCCUCAACGCCGCCAUCAGCCUCAACCCACGGAUGGGGGAACUCUACAUGUUACUGGCAGUGGCUCUGACCAACCUGGAGGACGUAGACAACGCCACCAGAGCGUAUGAGCAGGCUGCCAUCAUUGACGAGUCCAACCCUCUGGUCAACCUGAACUUUGCCAUCUUCCUCUACAACCAUGGCGAUAAGAAGGCCACUCUGGACCAGUAUCAGGAGAUGGAGAGGAAAGUCAACCUGCUUCGAGACAACAACAGCAACUUUGAAUUUGAUACUGAGCUCAUGGACAUGGCUCAGAAGAUGGGAGCUGCUCUGCAGGUGACGGAGGGUCUGGUGUGGACUAAACCAGGCAAGGACUCCAAAUCCAAAGCAAACUCUGCGGCGGCCGCCAAAGCCCUCGGUACCAACCAAGCUCUGGGCCAAGCCAUGUCUUCUGCCGCCAGCUACAACAAGAACCUCCAGCUGCCAACGGGUGGUUCCAUGCCCCUGGAGCCGGAACCGGAUGUGGAGACGGCCCCCAGCCCGCCCACGGAUCCUCCGGGCUCCCCAGAACCUGCAGAGUCCAAAAACCCCAGACCCAGAACCUCCAAGAGGAAAUCUAAGGUGGAGGAAUGAGUUUGCUUGGUUGCCACUAUCUGAAUGGGAAUCUUUGUCAAUAUUAUGUAGAGGAAGCAAAUGACGGUAGUUUGACUUGAAAAUAUUUUGGUUUAGGCGCCUGCUGCACAGACGAUUCACGUCCUGUACAAUAAUGUACUCGACACCAAUAAGGUCAAUCGCGAUGUGCACUUUGGUUAUACGGGAAUAUCGAAUGUCCGAAGACCAACUCACAUUUCUUCACCAAAAUUCCAAGUUGAUCGAGUGUUUCUCAUAAAUCCAUGUCGACGUGGCAGAUGUCGAAACCAAUUCCAAUUGGAUGUUUCAGUUUGAGGUUGUUCUAUUGGACAAUACGCUAACGUGCAGUUCCAAGUAAUAUUUGGAUGAGCUUAGCAAUAAGGUCAAGUCAUGAAUUUCCAGAGAGGAUGUCAGUCCUGAAACGUAUGAAAUGCUGCGACAAUCACUGGUAAAAUCAUAAAGACGUGACGGGAUGUUUAUGAAUAGUUACAGGACAUUGCUGGUUUGUAUGAUAGGGCUCUUUUUUUAAGGGUCGAGUGUAAAUAGUGAUACAUUCUUUUAUAUGUGGAUAAAUGUUAUGUUUAGAGUCAUGUAUCUGAUAUUAAUAAGAGACUUUAAAAGAAAAUAUCUGCGUCGCUUAUUUUAAUAAAAAUCUAGUUUCAA